Messenger RNA from Colletotrichum phormii, 573 nucleotides. RefSeq lists its product as uncharacterized. Lineage: Eukaryota; Fungi; Ascomycota; Sordariomycetes; Glomerellales; Glomerellaceae. The record is from RefSeq and is a predicted model, not a curated record. The coding region runs from base 1 to 573 and encodes 190 amino acids. The transcript is spliced from 3 exons.
AUGUCUUCGUCGCGUUCCGGCCGCUCGGGAGGGUCAUCGAGCCACCAUCGUAGCUCCAAGAGUAGCAAGAAACCAAGGGCGGUUCAACGCUCAAUCCAACAACUCAUCGAGUCCCUAGAGACGCACAGGGUCAACACCCUCACAGAGCUCUGUCGCAUUGAGCGUGUGGCGGCCACCUGCGAGAACGAAGAAGACGCCCUAGCCUUCCAGGGCCCCAUGACAGCCGCCUGGGACUACUACGUCAACAGCAACCAGUUCCUGACGGAGCUCCGUGGCCUGACGCGGAGCUAUCCCCUCUGCAGCGACCUCCUCUACGAUGCUCACGUGCGCGUGCGCAACGAUCCCAACUCGAACAAGAGCUGGAACCUGGCGUGGUUGUGUCUGGUCAAGAUACAGGAAGAUGACCUUGUAUCCGGAUACGCAGCCCUGGAGGCCACGAAGCCCGAGAUGUGGGGAGGUCGCGAGCCGUCUACCGACGAGGCGGCCCAGCUCGGCGCCUGCUUCGAGUAUGAAUGGAACAAGGCCGUCGAAACGAUGCUACGGCACUGGUCCGUUCCCCCAACAUGGUUUUAA